This is a messenger RNA of Sander lucioperca (pikeperch), 1082 nucleotides long. Its product is annotated as gastrin/cholecystokinin-like peptide. Gene Ontology annotation, biological process: digestion. Gene Ontology annotation, molecular function: neuropeptide hormone activity. Bases 650 to 967 code for a protein of 105 amino acids. NCBI's taxonomy places the organism in Eukaryota, Metazoa, Chordata, Actinopteri, Perciformes, Percidae. Gene Ontology annotation, cellular component: axon; extracellular region. The transcript is spliced from 3 exons. The record is from RefSeq and is a predicted model, not a curated record.
AGAGUGUACGUCAUCUGGAAAGUUCAGGCCAAUCAUUAAAUUAUACACACUUUGCCUUUUUUUCAAAUGAGAUGUAUUACCAUUCAGCUCUACCUAAAACGGAAAAUGAAAAACUGUUGUCUACAGCCCAUACAGGGUUGAAAUAAGACACACAAAUGCUACAUGGAAAUGGGAAAUAAUGAAUUUGUAUGUCUUGUUCCAACAUGUGUUAAUAAUUAGAAUAAUAGUAACUGUUUAGAGAUAUCUGAUUCGAGGAAGCCAGUUAAGAACAACAGAAAAUCACGUUUUUUUAGUGGCUACACAGUUACAUCAAAUCCUCUGUAUUGGCCAAAAAAGGCUCUAAAGGAGUAUUGGAUUUCUUAUGUAAACACAUUGACUCGUUUUAUUGUUAUUGCAGUGCAAAAGAAGGCCUUUCCAGGUAAGCGAAAAGCAUAAUAAUGGAUUUGUGGGUAUAGUGGUCCAUCGCUUCCUUUACGCACAUCCUGCCAAUGCAUCCGUCUACCAAUCAAUCAGUGAACACUGUUAUCUGUCCCUGAUUUGAGGCUAUAUUGCUCACACCAAACUUGUGGUAUAAAAAGAGCAGAUCUGCUCGUUGUGCACCAGAAGCGUCACACUUGUUGUGCACAUACAGUCUUCACAGGUAACAGACAUGUCAGGGAAAGUUAUUGUGGUGUUUGCACUGUUGGUUGCACUGCUAGUAUUCUCUGCAGCUGGAGAAGCUGAAGAGACUAAACUACAGCAGCUUCUAGCCAAGAGGGAGAAAGUGAGAGGCUCAGCUGACAGACAGAAGCCGGCGCCUCAGGCUUCCCCUGCACGGAUGGAGAGACGGGCACACCUAUCGGAGGAUGAACGGGAGAUUAUGACAAAGCAAAUAAUGCAAGCAAUUUCAGAGAUGAUGAACUCUGAGUGCAUGUCGGAUCGGGACUACCAGGGCUGGGUGGACUUCGGACGCCGGGACGCAGAAUGAGACACAACAAUGCCAACAACGACCCGAGAGCUCAGACUUACGGCUUUUUGUUCACAUCUUAUAUAAAGUCAAUGUUUUACUUUCACUGCAACUUUAUAAAUAAAACCAUUUUGCA